Messenger RNA from Ictalurus furcatus (blue catfish), 6270 nucleotides. It is a transcript of the gene srgap1a, whose product is annotated as SLIT-ROBO Rho GTPase activating protein 1a. The coding region runs from base 925 to 4188 and encodes 1087 amino acids. NCBI's taxonomy places the organism in Eukaryota, Metazoa, Chordata, Actinopteri, Siluriformes, Ictaluridae. The transcript has 22 exons. Gene Ontology annotation, cellular component: cytoplasm. The record is from RefSeq and is a predicted model, not a curated record. Gene Ontology annotation, biological process: signal transduction; negative regulation of cell migration. Gene Ontology annotation, molecular function: protein binding.
UGCUUUGAAGAAUAACACUUAAUGAAUAAUGAACUGCUCAAGUGUGUCACUUUUCGCUCCGUGUAAAUAAUAUUUUUGAAAUAAUGCCUCAGUAUGUCUGUUUUGGGCAAUUCAAACAGCCCAGCCCAAUCCCGUAACAGAUAAAAGUUUGUAUUUCAGGGGAAACGGAGUCCAUUCAGCGCUUCCGCCCGCGUGCUGCGCCGAGACAGUGUUGCCAGAUUGGUGUAAUUCACAACCAUAUUAAACUAACGUGCACUUAAUUUGUGCAUGGGAAAUAGACUCUGUAAUCAUAGGUGUCCACUAAAAUCUUGUUUUCAUCUUCUUUCAAAGGUGUUAGACGACUUUUCAGCCGCGAUCAUCUCCGAGCCUAUGAUUCCAAUCUGGCAACCCGGGCUCCGAUCCCUCCCCGUUCUCCCAGAGUCUCUCCAACAGAUGCGCUGCACUCAAAUCUGCGGAUCCACGAGAAGUCGAGAUAAAGCAAGGAUCCUGCUGGGUACUGCACCAGAACACACACACACACACAGAGCGAGCGAGAGGGUGGGGAAAUCUGUUUUAAUUAUCAACAGGUCACUGCAUGAGUGAGUAACUUCUCAGAAGGAUUAGUUAUAGAAAUGUACAGGUAGUUGAGUUAAGUUCGCUGGAUCACGGAUCGUUAGUGGUGCGGAGAUCUGGAAACUCAAACGGUUUCUCGUGUGAGAUCACGGAUGGUGGAUCCCCUGCGGCUUGAACACAUCGCAAACCAUACGCUAUUGCAACCCGACCCCAAACGCCACGACGGUCUGUCUGUUUUUCCCCAUUUCCAGCCGAAGAAGUUGAAAAUCUCCGGGAUGCUUUGGUUCUAAAGGCGAACUUCUCUCGGAUCACUGUUUACAAAAUAAUCCACUUAGCAACUCCUCUCUCGGCGACACGGAGCACGGCUGGAAAAUGUCGCAUCCUCCUGCCAAGUUUAAAAAGGAUAAAGAGAUCAUCACGGAGUACGAGAGUCAAGUCAAAGAGAUUCGAGCUCAACUGGUAGAGCAGCAGAAAUGUCUGGAACAGCAAACAGAGAUGAGGGUCCAGCUUCUGCAGGACCUCCAGGACUUCUUCCGCAAGAAAUCUGAGAUCGAGAUGGAGUAUUCUCGUAACCUGGAGAAGCUGGCUGAACGCUUCAUGGCCAAGACCAGAAGCACCAAGGACCACCAACAAUACAAAAAAGACCAGAACCUCCUUUCCCCAGUGAACUGUUGGUAUCUGUUGUUGAACCAGGUGAGGCGGGAGAGUAAAGACCACGCCACGCUGAGCGACAUCUAUCUGAACAAUGUCAUCAUGCGCUUCAUGCAGAUCAGCGAGGACUCAACACGCCUUAUGAAGAAGAGUAAGGAAAUAGCAUUUCAGCUGCAAGAGGAUCUGAUGAAAGUCCUUAACGAGCUCUACACGGUGAUGAAAACCUACCACAUGUACCAUACGGAGAGCAUUAGUGCCGAAAGCAAGCUGAAAGAGUUCGAAAAGCAGGAGGAGAGGCAGAUCGGCCGUACAGGAGACCCUGUCUUCAACAUGCGUCUGGAAGACAAAACCCCAAGACGCAGCUUUGUUAAGAAGAUCGAGAAGAUGAAGGAAAAGAGGCAGGCCAAGUACUCUGAGAACAAGCUGAAGUCGAUCAAAGCCCGGAACGAGUAUUUGCUGACUCUGGAAGCCACUAAUUCCUCAGUAUUCAAGUAUUACAUCCAUGACUUGUCUGACCUAAUAGAUUGCUGUGAUCUGGGCUAUCACGCCUCUUUAAACCGGGCUUUACGCACCUACCUCUCGGCUGAGUAUAACCUAGAGACGUCUCGUCACGAGGGGCUGGACAUCAUCGAGAACGCCGUGGACAGUCUGGACCCUCGCAGUGACCGUCAGCGCUUUAUGGAGAUGUAUCCCACCGCUUUCUGUCCUCCGGUCAAGUUUGAGUUCCAGCCACACAUGGGAGAUGAGGUGUGCCAGAUCACAGCACAGCCUCCAGUCCAGGCUGAGCUGAUUCUAAGGUUCCAGCAGCUCCAGUCACGCCUGGCCACGCUGAAGAUUGAGAAUGAGGAGAUCAAGAAGACCUCUGAGGCCACGCUGACCACUAUCCAGGACAUGGUGACUAUCGAGGACUAUGACGUCUCUGAGUGUUUCCACCACAGCCGCUCCACAGAGUCGGUCAAGUCCACCGUCUCUGAGACAUACCUCAGCAAACCCAGCAUCGCCAAGAGGCGUGCCAACCAGCAGGAGACCGAACAGUUCUACUUCAUGAAAUUCCGUGAGUUUCUGGAGGGCAGCAAUCUGAUCGCCAAACUCCAGGCCAAGCAUGAUCUGCUGAAGAGAGCUCUGGGAGAAGGUCACCGAGCAGAUUACAUGACCACAAGGCCUCCAACUCUUCCUCCUAAACCACACUGGAGGCCCAGACCUCGCUCAGUUUUUAACAUAAAGCUAUUUAAUGGCAAUUUGGAGGCCUUUAUAAAGGAUUCUGGCCAAGUGAUUCCACGCGUGGUAGAGAGCUGCAUUCGAUUCAUCAAUCUUUAUGGUCUUCAGCAUCAAGGCAUAUUCCGUGUAUCUGGCUCUCAAGUUGAAGUCAAUGAUAUUAAGAAUUCAUUUGAGAGAGGUAACGACCCUCUCACUGAUGACGAGGAUAACCAUGAUAUUAACUCAGUGGCAGGAGUCCUCAAACUCUACUUCCGAGGUCUGGAGAACCCCCUCUUUCCAAAGGAGAGGUUUAAUGACCUCAUCUCCUGCAUCAGAAUAGAUAACCUGUACGAGAGAGCCCUAUACAUUCGUAAAAUCCUCCUCACAGUCCCCAGAUCUGUCCUCAUAGUCAUGCGCUACCUGUUUGCUUUCCUCAACCAUCUGUCCCAGUACAGUGAUGAGAACAUGAUGGACCCCUACAACCUGGCCAUUUGUUUCGGCCCCACCCUCAUGCCCACCCCUGACACCCAGGACCAGGUGUCUUGCCAAGCCCACGUCAAUGAGGUCGUCAAGACCAUCAUCAUCCACCACGAGACCAUCUUUCCUGACACUAAGGAGCUAGACGGUCCUGUGUAUGAGAAAUGCAUGGCUGGAGGAGACUACUGUGAAAGUCCUUAUAGUGAGCAUGGAGUCCUGGAGGAAGUCGACCAGGACGGAGGGGCAGAGACACACACCAGUGAGGAUGAAGGCGAACCAAUUGAAGCCAUCGCCAAGUUCGACUACGUGGGCCGCUCUUCACGCGAGCUGUCCUUCAAAAAGGGGGCGUCUCUGCUGCUGUACCAGCGUGCUUCUGAAGACUGGUGGGAGGGCAGACAUAACGGCAUCGACGGCUUGGUGCCUCACCAGUACAUUGUAGUGCAAGAUAUGGACGAUACCUUCUCGGACACUCUGAGUCAGAAGGCAGACAGCGAGGCGAGCAGUGGGCACGGAGGAGACGAGAAGUGCUCCAAUAGAGAUCUGACCUCUCCUACAGACCGACCUGACACAUACAUCAGCAGCAGUCGUCAUAGGAAGAGGAGUGACCCUCCGAAUCGCAAGCCCCCAGCACGCCCCAGCGAUGCCCACUGCAUGGUCCAUCCAUCUCAAAGCCACGGGAGUCAUGGGAACCACGGUACUCAUGGGAACCCAGCCCUCGGCUCACCUGUGCUAGGCCAUUACAGCCCUCGUGAGGUGGUGCGUGGCAGAGGCCCGAUGGUCACAGACAGCCCGGAGAGACGCAGGCGCACGGGACACAGCGGCCUCACGGGCCACAGCAGCCUCACCAACAUCAGCCGUCACGAGUCUCUGAAGAAGAUGGAGAGCCCCCCGAUCCGCAGAUCCACUUCUUCAGGCCAGUACAUGGCUAGGGGUCUGGACCCGGAAAGCAUCGCACAGGACAUAGAGGAGACAAUGAACACAGCUCUGAACGAGCUGCGUGAGCUGGAGAGACAGAGCUCAGCUAAGCACGCCCCUGACGUGGUGCUAGACACUCUGGAGCAGAUGAAGAACUCUCCGUCUACAGCGGGCAGCUCUGCUGAGUCACUGAAUCGUCACCCGCUCCGUCGCAGCACCAGCUCCUCCAGCGACGCCAUGAGCACCUUCAAACCCGCCAUAGCCCCGCGGAUGGGCGUGCAGCUCAAACCCCCUGCUCUCCGACCCAAGCCCAUGGUUGUGCUGCCUAAGGCGGGUACGGCUCAGGCUUCAGCAUCACCGGCCCAGGAUCCUCUCGACAAGUCCUGCACCAUGUGAGCCAAUCACAGCUCAGCAGUGGGAGUUUUUCGUUGAUUUUUUUUCCAAUGGAUUCCUUUAUAACUGUUACAUCUCGAUAUUCUGUAUCUGGACUGGACCGAAGAACCUACUGUUCCUCUGUUCCAUUGCUAUAGAACAGAACAACUGCUGACCAUCAGCCUGGAGGGUUGUUUAAGCUUCUAUACAUGUACUACUAAUAAUUUCACAGGUCAAUAAUAAACUGUAACAGACAGCAGAACUUUUGUUUAAACAUGUUUACCCGCCUAAAGGAUUUGAACCUUUUCUUUCUGCAUUGAAAUGUGAACCAUACUACAAUGUGGUCUGCAUUAAAAGCCACUCUUUGAUCCAAUUUUAGUGCACAGCAGUCACAGCAGUCACAGCGUAUAGAAAUCCGUUCACGUGAUGUGCGUCUGUUCGUUGCUCGCAUGUAUAUAGACCAGGUUAAUUUCUAAUGUAAUUCUUAGUAUGUAUAGAUAAGGAAACUAUAACUAGAUCAAGCUAGUGUAUAAUAAAAGAACGCAACAAAUCACAAAGGCUUCCUGCGUGGUUAGAAUAAUUUGUUCAUAGUUUACAUCUAGUAGAUAAAUACUAAAUGUGAAUAAUACAGGAAGAAAGCAGGGGGGUUUUUUUUGUUGUUGUUUGUUUCUUUGUUUACAGUCUCAGGAUUGUUUGAAAUUUCUUUCUUCUCAAAUGGACCUGAGCCUACAGCUAAUCAGUUACUAAGCAAUGAAUGUGGUUUACUUGUAACAAAGCAGCACUGCCGCAUGAAAAACUAACCCUGUCUUUGGUGGUGUCUCAAAAAAAAAACAAAAAAAGGCUGCUAAUUCCUAGUUCUGAAAAGCAGUGGCAAUUUUUUUUAGACCAAGAGAAGUAGCGUAUGCAAGGCUUUACUUUGAAUAUUAUAUUUUUGAUAGUAACAAUAGUAUUAUGUAUAUACACAGUUAUCACCAAUGAAAGUAGAAUGGUUUGAUUAAUAAAACAGUGGGUUUUCAUUUUUUUUUUUUUCUUUUUUUUUUAGUUUAGUCCAUUCAGUAAUAUUACUAUCACCAAUGACUUGAAUAUAGAACAGUGGGAUGAGGAGAAGAAGUGCUGAAUGAUUGAGCAUUUUCAGAAGUUUUUGUUAUUAAUAGAAAAACCCCUGUGUAUUCUGAACAGCUAAUCAGAAUCAAAUGUAUCUUUACCCGUUAAUGAUAUGGUUAUAAACUGUCCAGUUUAGCUGCCAGAAACAACUCCACUAUGAGUUAAUCCACACCACUGCUCUUACAGACGGUACAAAACUUUGUUGUUCACAAAAUCACUAAUCUCUCAGAUUUCUACCUAUAAAGCAUGAAAUAUGAUACUUUUUAGUUAUGAUAUGCAAAGAGCUUUUAUUAAGUCUUUUUAAAAAAAAAAAAAAAAAAAGAAUAAAGACUCAAGGCAAUAUUUCUGUAAUUUCACCAAACAAAGGCAUGAAGCCGAUAGCCAUGAACUCUCUGACUGUUAUUAGAAAAUGUCAAUGUUAUCUUACGUAUUGCUACAUGUGGUGUGGAAGUGCAGGGGCCAAUCUUCCGCAAUCUGUGCUCUAGAUCAGUGAACUGCCUAAUAUUUAAAUACUAUGUAAACGCUCUCAGCAUCUUAGAAGCUUUUUUCAAAUGAUCUUAGUUAUGAAAUGUAUUGAAAGCAGUUUCAUCUUACAGAUUUCACUGUAAAUGUGUAACAGCUGGUCGCAAUUGUACAGUUAAAUAAACCGAGUGACCACUGAGAUUGCAGGUGGAUUUAAAUUGCACAUAAAAAAUCUGGCUUUUUCAAAUUGGGCAAAUUUUAAAUAUAGUGAUUCCACUAAAACAAUGUAGGUAACUGGGACAGAAUGGAGUGUGUGUGUGUGUGUGUGUGUGUGUGUGUGUGUGUGUGUGUGUGUGUGUUAUUAAUAAUCAUAAAUCAUAUGCUCAUACUGAAUUUUAGUACACAACAAUGGACCAUCUGUUGAACCAGUGUUGUCAGGAAUUAAAUAACACCUGUUGCUAAUAUUUCAUAAUGUAUUUUAAACAUGAUUCAAAUUAUUUUGCCUUUUGAAUGACUAACUAUUAAAUUGUAAUGAUAACA